Molecule: messenger RNA, 429 nt
Organism: Penicillium atrosanguineum
Lineage: Eukaryota; Fungi; Ascomycota; Eurotiomycetes; Eurotiales; Aspergillaceae
Exons: 2
Coding region: 1-429 (142 amino acids)
Source: RefSeq, a predicted model, not a curated record
AUGUCGCGAUUCUGUCUCUUCCGCGUGAUAUUCACAGGCGCCUACCGGUUCUCAACCCUCUUCAAAAUCGAGCCCACAGAUGUAUCCUGGACCCUUGCCGAAGCCUGCACCUGGUGCCUCAUCGAGACAGCAAGUGGAAUAAUCUCCACCUGCAUGCCGACACUGCGCCCAUUGUUCGUGAUUCUUUCAUCGAAAUUCGGAAGUCGCUUCGACACAUCAAGAACAGGAAUAACAGAUGGCAAAACAUCCGCCCUGCGAAACUUCGGACCGGAUGGAACGGCCCUGAGAUGCCUUGUAAGAUACGGAGUGGCCGCAGGGUCCAGAGACGAGUCCUUGUCAAAGUCACGGGUGCAGAUGCAUGUUAGCCAGGACGACUCGAGCGAUGAAGUACCACUGAACACGAUCAUGGUGACACGCGACGUGCAGUAG